ACUCUAACCCCCUGACCCCCUCCCAGCCGCCUACACUGAAAGGGCUGUGGGGGUCACAUGAUCCCGUGCCACUAGCGAUGGCUUGUUCAAUUGCAUCUGUUACAUGGGGACUGAUUGUUUAAGAAUUUUGCUUCCAUCAACAGAGGGGAUAGCCCAGUGGAGUCAUCUUCCACUCUCCUAUCUCUCCUAGGCUUGCAACGUCUCUCUCUCUUUCCCUCUAUCCCUUUCUCCCCAGAAAGGUAAACGAUUAAGAGGGUGUUUUUACUGAAGAAACAAGUAUCAGGUACCACACAGUGGCCACAGCAGCUUCUCUUAGGAUGUACAGCUUCAUGGGAGGGGGCCUGUUCUGUGCCAUGGUGGGGAACAUCCUGCUGGUGGUCUCCACAGCAACAGACUACUGGAUGCAGUACCGUCUGUCGGGCAGCUUCGCCCACCAGGGCCUGUGGAGGUACUGCAUGUCGGGAAAGUGUUACAUGCAGACGGACAGCAUUGCAUAUUGGAAUGCCACCCGGGCCUUUAUGAUCCUGUCAGGGAUGUCGUGCUUUGCGGGCAUCAUCGCAGGCAUCCUCUCCUUCGCCCACUUCUCCGCCUUCGAGAGGUUCAACCGUUCCUUUGCUGCAGGGAUCAUGUUUUUCGUCUCCACCUUAUUUGUUCUUCUGGCAAUGGCCAUCUACACGGGUGUGACAGUGAACUUUCUGGGCAAGCGUUUCGGUGACUGGCGUUUCUCUUGGUCCUACAUAUUGGGCUGGGUGGCACUGCUCAUGACCUUCUUUGCAGGGAUAUUUUACAUGUGUGCCUACAGAAUGCAUGAAUGUAGGAGAGGAGGCGGCCCUACACGCUAGAGAGAAAGACACAGCAAAUCGCACAAACUGUUUAAAAAAACAACAUUUAACACUGAAUGAAUGACCUUAACAUAUGACAGAAAGCCUUCGUACAUGGGCCUCCAUCCCCUGAUGCUUCCAAUGGAUUUCCUGGAUAAAUAAAGACUUGAUAGAAAAAUAUACAACAGCUUUCUGCCAUUCACAUGAAAAGAAGAAUUAUAACAACUUUAUUUAGAAAGACAAUUCCACUAGCUUCUUUAUCUAUGUACAGUAAACAGGAAAAUAUGUUUCAAAAUGGCUAGCACUGCAAUGGUUAUGGUAUCUCCUUAGUGCCCUUUUCAAGCAUAUAUGCGAGAUGAGAACAGGCAUUUUGUACAUGCAAAUGUAGCCUAUUGUAGGUUUGGUUAGGAAUAUGGGCAGGUGGAGCCAUGCUGACUAGGCAAGUUCUCAUAUUUUCCAAUAAAGUUCCUCUCUAAAUGCUC
Messenger RNA from Oncorhynchus kisutch (coho salmon), 1303 nucleotides. RefSeq names its product lens fiber membrane intrinsic protein-like. Bases 318 to 842 code for a protein of 174 amino acids. NCBI's taxonomy places the organism in Eukaryota, Metazoa, Chordata, Actinopteri, Salmoniformes, Salmonidae. The transcript has 5 exons. The record is from RefSeq and is a predicted model, not a curated record. Gene Ontology annotation, molecular function: structural constituent of eye lens. Gene Ontology annotation, cellular component: plasma membrane.